Molecule: messenger RNA, 1626 nt
Organism: Xylaria bambusicola
Lineage: Eukaryota; Fungi; Ascomycota; Sordariomycetes; Xylariales; Xylariaceae
Product: putative monooxygenase
Exons: 2
Coding region: 162-1520 (452 amino acids)
Molecular function (GO): FAD binding
Source: RefSeq, a predicted model, not a curated record
ACAAAUGAGCCUCCAUUCGUAAUCACUACGACACACCGAUAUGUCUCAUACUAAUAGAGGAUGAAUGUCCUCAAUCUAAUCUAGCACUGAAGGAGAGUCUAUUCGCUUAGACCCUAGACUUGGAAUAUCAAUUUAGAGGUGUAGCUCACACAAUCUCCACCAUGGAGAAAGAGACCGCGGCCUCUGACUCGCGCAAGCCUUUCAGGGUGAUAGUCGUAGGCGGCGGCCUCGUAGGCAUCACAGCAGCCCACAUCCUCUCGAAAGCGAACAUAGACUUCGUGAUACUCGAGCAGCACGACAAUCUAACGCCGUGGAUCGGAUCGCUGAUCGUGCUGUGGCCUGCAUCCUACCGCAUGCUCGCCCAGCUAGGUAUCCUGGAUGAGAUGCUCCCUGUGCUAAACAAGCUAGAAGACUAUGAGACGCUGAACGCGAACGAUGGCUCAGUUCUGUAUCGCACGAGGGAAGUAGGGCAGAUGUGGGAAAGAAAUCACGGCCACGGAGUCGGCUGCACCGCGCGCUCCGAGUUCCUCGCCGUUCUCCACCGGACUCUCCCGGAGUCCGCGAAGGCGCGGAUCCGUCUCAAGAAGCGCGUAACAGACAUCGAAACGGUCUCCGACGGCGUAGUCGUACGCUGCGCGGACGGCACAGUAGAAGAAGGCUCCCUCGUGAUCGGAGCGGACGGCGUCCACAGCCGCACGCGGCAAUGCAUGCAGGCCCUAGCCACAGGGAACCAACAAGCGCCUCAUGACGCGGAGAGCCCGUAUAUAUCGACGUACCGGGUCCUCCUCGGCAACCUACCCGAAAUGACACAGCUAAAGCCGCACAACCAAUACCUCGCCAUCGGCCCGCGGGUCUCGGCACAGCUCGUCGCAGGUGAGGGGCGCGCAUGGUGGUACCUCUACGAAGCCCUCUCGGAACCGACGCGGCAGCGCCACCGGUACACCGCAGAAGACAAACAAGCGAUGAUGGACAAAUACGCCGAUCUGCAGGUAACACCGGACUACACGCUCCGCGACAUAUGCGCUUCCAACGUCGGAGACAUCGGCCUGAUCAAUCUCGAAGAAGGAAGUGUCGAUUCCUGGAGCUGGGGCGGCCGCAUCGUGCUAGUCGGCGACGCGGUGCGCAAGCUCUGUCCGCACGCUGGGCUGGGAUAUAACUGCGGCGCGGGGGAUAUCGUGGAGCUAGUGAAUAGAAUACAUCGCGUUUCCGCGGAAGGGAAACAGCCAAGUGCUGAAAUCCUUCAGGCCGAGUUCGACGAGUACGAAAAGACGCGGAAAGGCUUGGAGAAGACGGUGGACGUGAUCUCGCGCAUGUCAGCGCGGAGUGCGGCGUGGUUGAGCCGAAUGGACCGGUUCAUGGCGACAUGGGUGAUGCGGUUUUUCCCUAUCGUGAAAUGGUUAGUCAAUUAUUUGCUGGCGCCCGUCGUUGCGCGGGAACCUGCGAUUGAGUGGUUAGAGGAGACAGAGUUACCGCAAGGGGCCAAGCGGUGGGUUCACCGUCCCCUAUCUAAAGUGCGAUAAUCAGAUGUAGACAUAUCAAGUAGACGAAAUAGAUAAUAAAUGAAUCGCUAGAUGAGACGCAUAAUUGUAACCAGCGAUGCUAAAUUUGUCCUCUCAAACGCCGCGC